This is a messenger RNA of Daldinia vernicosa, 1851 nucleotides long. RefSeq names its product amino acid transporter. Lineage: Eukaryota; Fungi; Ascomycota; Sordariomycetes; Xylariales; Hypoxylaceae. The record is from RefSeq and is a predicted model, not a curated record. Gene Ontology annotation, cellular component: membrane. Gene Ontology annotation, molecular function: transmembrane transporter activity. Gene Ontology annotation, biological process: transmembrane transport. The transcript is spliced from 3 exons. The coding region runs from base 194 to 1675 and encodes 493 amino acids.
CCUUUGCUAUUGUAUGUAACUAGUAUUAUAAGUAUUUAUUUCCAACAGAACUCUGUCUAUAACAGCAUCCUAUUCCGAUGACAUCUCGUGACUCAUAUAUAUAUCAAUAGUCAUUAUAUAUAACUACCUACCUUACCUACCUAGACAGCUUCUAGAUAGCUUCACGCAACGUUACUAACGCAUAACACAACAGAUGGCCGUCCCAUACGGCCUCAGUACUACAUUCUACAUAUCGCUAGCAAACGGACAAUCAGUCACCGUCAUCUGGGGCUGGGUCCUGCUCUCUCUCCUUUCGACCGCCAUCGCCGCUUCGCUCGCCGAGAUCUGUUCCGUGUAUCCCACCGCGGGCGGCGUUUACUACUGGGCCGCGCUGCUAUCGACGCCGCGCUGGGCCCCGAUCUCCAGCUGGAUCACCGGCUGGCUGACGCUGGUGGGCAACUGGACCGUGACCCUGUCCAUCAACUUCGGCGGCGCGCAGUUGAUUCUCAGCGCCGUCUCGCUGUGGGACGAGGACUUCGUCGCCAACGAGUGGCAGACCAUCCUUAUGUUCUGGGCCGUCAUGCUCGCGUGUUACUUGAUUAACGUCUUCGGCUCCAAGUAUCUGGAUCUUAUCAACACCCUCUGUAUAUACUGGACCGCCGCCUCCAUCGUUAUUAUACUCGUCGUUCUCCUGGCUAUGUCCCCGAGCAAGAGGAGCGGCGAGUUCGUGUUUGCGCACUAUGAUGCCUCGGCCUCGGGCUGGCCGGCCGGCUGGUCGUUCUUCGUCGGUCUGUUGCAGCCCGCGUACGUGCUGACGGGCUACGGCAUGGUCGCAGCUAUGUGCGAGGAAGUACAGGCGCCCGAGCGCGAGGUUCCCAAGGCUAUCGUCUUAUCAGUCGUGGCGGCCGGUAUUACAGGUCUUAUCUAUCUAAUUCCGGUCCUUUUCGUGCUACCGGAAGUCCAAACGCUCCUUGACGUGGCGAACGGUCAGCCAGUUGGUCUCAUAUUCAAGACGGCGACGGGAAGUGCCGGGGGUGGCUUCGGAUUGCUAUUCCUUAUCCUGGGUAUUUGGUUAUUCGCCGGUGUCGGUGCGCUGACGGCUUCGAGUCGCUGUACUUACGCUUUUGCACGCGACGGUGCCAUCCCCGGCUCUGGCCUCUGGAGUAAAGUCGAUAAGCGGUUCGAUAUCCCGCUGUGGGCUCUCACUCUAUCGGCAAUUGUAGAUUGCUUAUUGGGCCUCAUUUACUUCGGUUCGUCGGCAGCAUUCAGCAGCUUCACGGGAGUCGCUACGAUAUGUCUCUCGACGUCGUACGGGCUGCCAAUUUUAGUCUCCGUUAUGCGCGGUCGUAAGCAGCUAGAACAUGCUUCAUUCUCACUUGGUCGUUUUGGGUUUGUUAUCAAUGUGACGACGCUGUUAUGGAUUAUCCUUGCCAUCUUCUUGUUCUGCAUGCCGACUAAUCUCACCGGGCUGGACGCUUCCACCAUGAAUUAUGCCAGUGUGGUAUUUGCGGGUUUCGCUGCCAUCAGCAUCAUCUGGUAUUUUGCAUGGGGCCGCAAACAUUUCUCUGGGCCCCCGAUCUUGAAGUCUGAAAUGGUUGAUCAUGGUGUAGGGGUUGUUAGGGGACAAUCUCUAGACGAGGAGGUGGGGGCGAAGGAAGUAAGCGCGAAAGAAGAGUCUGAUUCGAAGGUUGUAUGAUAUUUGAUAGGCCUCGCUUAGCUACCUAAAGUUGAUGAAUCAAAAUGUACACAGUGUUACUGUUUCUGUGCCAAUGGUCUAGAUAUUUAGGGGUUGGCGUGAAUAACCCCUUUUUGCUAUAGAGCCAAGCCUACCUAUACCUAAAUAAAAUCACAUCGACGCAGAACGGUACAAGA